This is a messenger RNA of Humulus lupulus (European hop), 768 nucleotides long. RefSeq lists its product as uncharacterized. NCBI's taxonomy places the organism in Eukaryota, Viridiplantae, Streptophyta, Magnoliopsida, Rosales, Cannabaceae. The record is from RefSeq and is a predicted model, not a curated record. Gene Ontology annotation, molecular function: zinc ion binding. The coding region runs from base 1 to 768 and encodes 255 amino acids. The transcript is spliced from 3 exons.
AUGAGCAUCGUUUCUGACCGACAUGAAAGCAUUAUAAAAGAAGCCAUCACAGUGUACCCAGAAGUACCGCAUGGGGCUUGUAGCUUCCAUCUGCUCAAAAACAUGAAAAACAAGUUCAAGAAGAACUCAAAAAAGUUCAAGGAUACAUUUUUUGCAGCAGCGAAUGCAUACACUGUGAAAAAGUUUGAGUACAAGAUGAGAGAACUUGAUAAGAUUGACAAAAGGCUGCGACCUUACCUACAACAAAUUGGGUAUCACAAAUGGGCAAGGAUUCACUCUCCAAACAAUAGAUACUCAAACAUGACAUCAAACAUCGCAGAAUCUUUGAAUUCUACAAUCGUAGCAGUAAGAGAGCUACCAAUUUGUACGAUGCUAGAGUGUUUACGUGCUUUGGUACAACGGUGGAGUUGGACUAAUAGGAACAUAGCAAAUGCAACCUCCACAAAGUUGACAGACAAGCAUGAAGUGAUCCUGAAUGACAACUACAUUUACUCAUUGAAGUUAACGGUGCACCCAACAAAUCAUAUUUUCUAUGAAGUUCAUGAUGAUGGCAAGAAAUCAAUAGUUGAUCUCAAUUCAAGAACAUGCACAUGCAACAGGUUUCAAAUGGAUCAACUUCCUUGUGCCCAUGCAAUUGCUAUUUUUAAAGAAACUAAUCAAGAUACUUAUCAAUAUUGUUCUCCAUAUUACACCAAGGAAGCCAUUGUUGCAACUUACAAAGAAAGUAUAUAUUCACUUGGAAAAUACCUGAACAUAUCAAAGCUGUGA